AAGGUGGCUCAUAUAUCAACAAGUUAUUUCCAGGCUGGUUUCAAUCGAGGCGAUAAUUCCGAGCACUACGCCCUACCUACAUCGGGCACUGGUAAUAUCAUGUACCUAGAAGAGUACGGUAACACAGGGAUUCCUGGGGAAUGGAUGUUCGAACUGGGAAAGAAGCGAGUGAUUCGGUGCAAGCAGGGCAUCAAGGGUGACACAUGCGACGAAGAAUGUUCUUCUGGCGAAUGGGGUGCCGAUUGUGCAUUAUGUUGUCACUGUGGUGAAGGAACGUGUCAUCCAUUGACUGGCGAAUGUCCCAAGGGAUGUGCUGAGUGUUGGUUGGGAAGCAACUGCCAGACUAGUAAAGAAAGAGAACUGCCAUGCGAGACCAUCGGCUCAAUGCGCUCCGAAUGCGAUUUCGUUCACCGAUUACGAUCGUUGUGGUGA
This is a messenger RNA of Cooperia oncophora, 432 nucleotides long. The record is from the annotation of a GenBank genome assembly. Lineage: Eukaryota; Metazoa; Nematoda; Chromadorea; Rhabditida; Trichostrongylidae.